This is a messenger RNA of Adineta steineri, 2478 nucleotides long. Lineage: Eukaryota; Metazoa; Rotifera; Eurotatoria; Adinetida; Adinetidae. The record is from the annotation of a GenBank genome assembly.
AUGCAUACAUUUAAAUCCGAAUAUAUUCGAACACCAACAGGCGACGAUAUCGAAAGAAAAGAUUUGGAAUUACGGAAUGUGAGAAGCAGCGAUGAACAAAAUCGAACCGUAUUGGAUACGCAAGAAGAAAAGCAUCAUUUGGGGCUGCGGCCAUGGUGGAAACAAACUCGAAAUAUGGGCUUUGUUAUGUUGCUUAUUUUUCUUGUCAGUAUUAGUAUUAUUGGAUAUAUUGGUUAUCACAUAUUGAACACAAGCAAUACACUUGCAGUUCAAAAGCAAGACGAUUUCAAUGAUGGCAAUGAUCAGAGUGAACAACUUCCCCAAUUGCGACUGUCGUCGUAUGAUGAAGAAUCUGACGGACCUGAAAUUGUCGGUCACAUGCGUCUUUAUUUUCGAGAAUCAAUCCGAACUGGUGGUCGAUCAUCUUCUCAUCGACUUUAUGUUCCUGUCGCACGAUAUAAUAGACGACACUUUCCCUUAGAAGGUCCAUUUAUUAAUUUAAUGCCACGGAUUCCAAUCUUUUCCAAUCGACGAGAUAAACAAACAAUUAUCAAUACUAAACACGGCUUAUACGUGCUACCGUCGCUGAUUAAUAGAUAUGGGAAACGUUUUUCGAUUGCAGAAUUGAUUGCAUCGGGCUAUAUCAGUCUAACAAGUAGUGGUAGACGGCCAAAUGGGAACAUUGAUAUGGUUACAUUAUUUCAAACAAAUUCCUUGAAAGGUCCAGAAAUACCAAAAAUUGAUCCAUCAACAAAUAGAUUCAUGGGUGAUAUUCGUACAAACUAUGGCUCGUUUUCUAUACCUAGACAAUCAGAAACAGUGAUUGAGCAUAUAUCCGACUACAAAGAAGAUGAUGACAAUGAUAGUGAUGAUUAUGAAGAGAAAGAAGAAAGAAAUACUUACCGAGAAUCCCCAAAUCGAUAUAAAAGUAGACAAAAACCACGAACUCAUUAUCGACCUACGUCAAAACGUUCAAGUAAUGGAUCUUCAGUGAAGUAUCCAACAACAACAAAACCAACGGAAACGACGACUAAACGUCCAUUGAGUCGAAAGGAAUUUGAUAUCAGUCGGUAUUGGGGAAACUUAUCUCCAUAUCGUCCAUCAAACGGAUUUGGAGUUAAAUACAAUGAAAUUCCUUCCGAUUGCACUACGUCUCAAGUUCAUAUCUUGCAUCGGCAUGGUCAACGAUUUCCAAGCGGAACCUUCGAUGACGGUGGAAACACUCAACGAUUCGCUGACAAAGUUACAAACGAUUCUCGUUAUGGGAAACUCCGUGCGACUGGUUCACUUGCCUUUCUGAAUAAGUACGAAUAUAAGUUAGGUCUUAAUUUAUUGACUGCCAUCGGUUCAACGACAGCAUUCACUUCUGGUUCCAACUUUUGGACACGAUAUGGACGAUUUCUGUAUGAGAAUAUGAGUAACUCUACUCAAUGGAACGACAGUCUCAACGUUUUUGCUGAUGGAAGUCCACGGCGAAAACCAUUUAUACGAACAACUAGUCAAACUCGAAUAUAUGAAUCAGCAAGAUGGUGGGCUUCUGGAUUCUUUAAUAAUCCAGAUGGAGGAUCAUCAAAUACAAGUUAUGAUCUCUUGAUUAUACCUGAAGGCGGAACAGAGAACAAUACACUUGCGUCAUAUGAUUCGUGUACUAAUUAUAACGAUCCCACUAUUGUGUUCAUUGGAGAUACCGCUCAGGCUGUGUUUUAUAAUAACUAUCUUAAAGAUGCUGUUGGAAGGUUUUCAACUCAUCUUAAUUCCGAUUUCAAUUUAACAGCAAUGGAUGUAUACGCAAUGCAAACUAUCUGUCCAUAUGAGGUGGCGUACUUCGGCAGUUCAGACUUUUGUAGUUUAUUUACAGAUCAAGAAUGGAUUGAUUUCGGCUAUUCUCUCUCAAUUCAAUUCUAUGGAGAUUACUCAUUUGGAAAUCCUACUGGUCGAGCACAAGGUAUCGGAUAUGUUCAAGAACUGUUGGCCCGUCUUCAAAAUCGGUAUAUCGAUAUCAGUGAAAGCUCUGUGAAUUCAACUCUUGAUAAUAAUCCUACUACUUUUCCUUUGGGACAGCCUUUCUAUUUGGACUAUAGUCAUGAUGAUAUCAUCGUUUCGGUAUUGACUGCUCUUGGUAUGGAAUACUUCAAAGGUCCCAGUACCGAUCUCCCCUACGACAUUCCUCAUGCACCAAAUCCUCCUGAAAAUUUUGAUCUUUCACAAAUGACACCAUUUGGAGCUCGAUUAUUCACUGAAGUUCUAACUUGCUCUUCAUCGAAUCCCAAAGUGAAAAAAACGAAAUCAACCGUUUAUUCAAAACCGAAUAUUACAGAUGGAAAAAAAUUCAUUCAAGAUUUUCUUGUUGCAACAGCUAAAACUAAUGAAGAAGCACAAUAUGCUGCUGCUUGUUUUGAAGAUUAUGCAGCAAAAAAAUUGAUCACUUCACAAGUUUCAAAUGGUAACUUGGAUUCAACUGACGCAGCUCGUAAAUGA